AUGUCAGGCGCGUCUCACGAUGUCUGGCUCAUUGAAAAUCUUACAAACGGCGAAACGUUGGGCAUCAGAAUCGCCAAGAAUGAAUUCACAGCUUGUCUGAGUGACCGAGGAACGACUGUUCUUCGAUAUCUCAAAGAGAAGCGCCCGAUGCUCCAGGUUCCCAGACUUAUUUGCCAAUCGCAGCAAUAUUCUGUUUUUCAGUAUCUUGGCGGAGAGCCAAUUGAUUAUUGGGACUCCAAUAAGCUUUCGGAUCAGAGGAGGCAUCGUUUACUUGACAGUUUGGCUGUAUUCCUGUUUGAAAUGUGGACUUGUCCUGUGCCAAGGGGUGGUGAGUUCCCUUGCUGUUCAUUGUCUGGCGGAUGAACUGACGAGUACGUGUGAAGCUUGCUCCGUUGAUUAUAAGAGAUGGCUACAGUCAGAGGUUGACCUGGCGAUUAUUCGUUCAUUGGAAGGCGAUCCAGGCUGGGGAGACCUAAUCACUUUUCUCCACCGACGAGCCGCCGUAGAUGAUAUCGUUCCAGAAGGUCCCUUCCCAAGAGCAGCCAUCAAGCACGGCGAUUUUAGUGCUUGGAACGUUUUGAUGGAUGAUGAAGGACUUUCCAGGUAAGUUCCCAGCUAAUCCUCUUGUCUCGAGCUGCUAUACUAAAACCCGAUGUCGACAGAGUAAUCGACUGGGACACGGCGCAGUUUGUCCCAAUGCCAGCUUCCAUCCAUCAUCCUCUCUUCAUUGCCGACAUACCAGGUUGGCAAAAUGCCGUUCCAGAAAACAUGACAUUUGAGAAGGACCGAAAAUAUCUACAAAAUGCCAUUGCUAAGAUAGCCGGCAAAUCGAACCACCCUGACGCUCAGAGUAUCUCUCGACUCCUAUCCAAUUGCUUUGAGCGGCAGUUCUUUGAACUUUCGCUCCGUAGUAAGCUUACAAACGAGCACUACAUCGAGACAAGAAUUAAAGGAUCCAUGGUUGAGAAAUUAGUACUUCAAAAGCAACUGGGAGCCUUCCUUGCCAUCUACACAGGACUCCGAACUAAUCCGACCAUCCUAGCGCUUCAAGAACGCAUGAGACGGACAGAGGGGGUCAGCGUAUCUAUAAUGGAAGAAGAAAAUCUCUCACAUGUCGCAUAA
Clonostachys solani is the source of this 1122-nucleotide messenger RNA. The record is from the annotation of a GenBank genome assembly. NCBI's taxonomy places the organism in Eukaryota, Fungi, Ascomycota, Sordariomycetes, Hypocreales, Bionectriaceae.